Messenger RNA from Ruditapes philippinarum (Manila clam), 2094 nucleotides. Its product is annotated as beta-1,4-galactosyltransferase 7-like. The record is from RefSeq and is a predicted model, not a curated record. Gene Ontology annotation, biological process: proteoglycan biosynthetic process; carbohydrate metabolic process. The transcript is spliced from 7 exons. Gene Ontology annotation, molecular function: xylosylprotein 4-beta-galactosyltransferase activity. NCBI's taxonomy places the organism in Eukaryota, Metazoa, Mollusca, Bivalvia, Venerida, Veneridae. Bases 274 to 1293 code for a protein of 339 amino acids.
UUGCUGAACAACUUAUUAAAUUUUCAUCGAUUCGAUUUUCUUCCGUUUGUUUUGAAUAGUCUUAGUCAGUGAAAUGCUUGACAUCUUGAAAAUCUAAGCGCCUGGUGACGUUGCAGAUUAUAUGUGCACUUUUCACUUGCAAAGUCAAUGUCAAGGUGGAACAAUAUUAUACAGAACAAGUAAAACAAGCUUACAUCAAAAUUGGUGAUAAGUCCAUCUAUACAGCUGUAUGGAAACUUGGAUAGAAACAGUGAUAUUGAAACUUUAUAUUGAAUGGCCAGGCGCAUACCUAUUUUAAAAUGGCUUAUUUUUGUCACUGUGGUAUAUUCUGUUACGUUGACAGUGCUUUUUAUGUCAUCCAAUCCAACUUUGACCCCAUGUGCUCAGACGGCUGAAAUUAGGUUCCAAGGCAACCAUGAAACUACUUCCAGAAAUAGCGCAACAUUACGAGAAUGCCCUUCUAUAGGAGACAACAAGGAGUGGGGCCCUCAUAAAAUGGUGGUAAUUGUCCCAUUUAGAGAUAGGUUAGAAGAGCUGUUGGAGUUUGCUCCACAUCUGCAACAAUACCUUGUCAGAAAACAUGUUAGACAUGAAAUUAUUGUUGUAAACCAGGUUGAUUCUUUGAGGUUCAAUCGUGGAUCACUUAUAAACGUUGGUGUCUUAGAAAGUCAAAAUGAUUGUGAUUAUAUAGCUAUGCAUGACGUUGACCUGCUACCCCUCAAUGAUGCCUUAGACUAUUCCUUUCCAGAAGAGGGACCUUUCCAUGUAUCUGCUCCAGAUUUACACCCCUUAUAUCACUACCACUCAUUUAUUGGAGGUAUUUUGUUGGUGACAAAAUUCCAUUUUAAGAUGGUGAAUGGAAUGUCCAACAGGUACUGGGGUUGGGGCAGAGAAGAUGAUGAGUUUUAUGUGAGAUUAAGGAAGGCAGGUUUACUGAAAACCAAAUUUGUUACCAAAAAUGGUGAAAGCAUUCCUGAGUAUGAGGUUCGUAGACCACAGAAUAUUACCACAGGGUUAGAAACAUUUCGCCACAUUCAUGACAAAAAACAAAGACCAAGAGAUAAUAAAAGAUUCUUCAAUCAGAAAGAGAAAACCAGCAAGCUGGAUAGAGAGACAGGCGUUGACAACAUACAGUAUGAAGUGCUAAACCGACACAAAAUCUCAGUAAAUGGUACAAGUUUUACAAUGCUGGAGGUUGUUCUUAAAUGUGACUAUGAAAAAACUCCCUGGUGCUUAAAGGCAGAGGACCAUCAUUUAAUUAAGAAUUAUAUUACCCCUUUACCUCCCAGAUGAUAAAAAUAAAUACAUGCCAUCAGACCUAGGGUAAUAGUUAAUUGCAAUCAUCGAUUUUAUAAUUGAUUCCAUGAUUAAACUGUAAUCAUCAUCAUGUAAUUGAUUAUCUUGCCCAAACUUUAUUAUAUUACUUGUAAUUGUAAUUAAGCAAUUACAGCUUAAAUGAAGUCAGUAAUUACUAUCAAAUUUAACAGGAAACUAUUGAAAUUCAAGGGAUGCCUUUAUUUCACAUGAUACAGUUUAACUUUUGUUUUACAGUUAAACAUUGAAUGUAAUUAAUUUGUUUACAGAGGCAAGUCUGAGUAAUUAUAAUCAAUUACAAUAAAAUCUGAAAUUUAUUGUAAUUUAACCCUUUACCUCAUAUAGACGUGUUUUGACGGCUUUUUGACCCCCACUCCCUCACCCCCUCCUUUUUGAGGCCUCAAACAGUAAAAAACUACCCUCAGGUCGAUCGUAAGGUAACGUGUAACCAACGCUGAAAAGCCUUUGACUCUAUCUCAAUCCAUUAAGAAGUUGCAGCACUUUGAAAUCAGCUUUGAUGGAAAAAAACAAUGCAAAAAUAGUGAUUUUUUGGCAAUUUUGAGACGUCCCCUGUUGCAAUGGUAACAGGAAAUUUAAGAUUGAGCAUUUUGUUACAGAGGCUAUGGUCCAGUCAACAUUUGUGCCAAGUUUCAUCAGUAUUGAAGCUUUUAUCAUAGUUUCUUUUAUCUUGAAGCUUUUACCGUACAUGUAGUUUCAUAGUUUUUUUUAUCGUAGUUGAACUUGUAACAGGAGGAUUUUCAAUGAAAAUGGCCAUUUUUU